AUGGAAGCUUUCUUUAAGUAUAUAAUAAAUGGCGAUAUUGCUGCCAUUAAGAGAUCAUUUGACAGCUCAUCCGAAGAAGAAAAGCAUGGGCUUCUUUCUUAUCAAGAUGAUAACGGUAGAACUCCACUGCAUAUCGCUGCACUCUAUUCAAAUGAGGAAGCAGUUGAUAUUCUUAUAGAAAACGGAGCUAAUAUCAAUGCUCUAGAUUUUAACGGAAAUACACCAAUCUUCCACGCAAUAUUAUCUCGUUCACAAACUAUCAUCGAUAAACUCGUACAAAACAAGGCCAUUCUUGAGUGGGUCAAUUCUAAUGGCGAAACUCCACUUCAUUACGCUGCUGGAGUGAAGGCAUUAGAAAUUUUGAAUUUUAUUCUUGUUCAGGGUGUAGAAGUUAAUCCUUCAAGCACACCAUCAAGUGACCCACCAUUAUUUUAUGCUGUUCGUGCUGCUUGGCUUGACGGAAUUAAAGCUCUUGUUGAUUUUGGAGCAAAAGUUGAUCCACGCGGCUCUCUUAAGAGAGUUAUCCCAAUAAUUAUACAAAUGUACAGAAAUAUCAGCUCUUCGCCGAGUAAAAAGAAUAAUAAUUCUCAACAUCGUUCGUUAAUUCGCGAAAAAUCAAUUUCAGGUGAACAAGCCUAUGAAAUUGUCGAUUUCUUAGUACAACAUGGUGCUGAUAUCAAUGCAGCGUUUACAGUCAAGGAUUCAUCAAAAACUCAAGAGACAAAUGCAUUACAAGAUGCAAUAAUCAUGAGUGACCAGAAAAUGAUCGAAAUUCUUCUUCGCGGAAAACCUUCCAUUAACAAGCCUCUUCCAAAUGGUGUACUUCCUCUUGAGCUUGCAAUUCAAAGAAAUUGUCCACAGAUUAUUAUACAGAUGCUCAUCGAAGCAAAGGCAGAUGCCCAGCAUGUUAAUGAUCUUGGUCAGACAGACCUUCAUUUGGCCUGCAUGAAUUCGGAUAUUAACGUUGAAACAGUUCAAUAUCUCAUUGAUUACUACAGUAAAUAUACAGCAAACUAUCUUGCAAUAGCUGAUAGAGAGAUAAACGAGUGCCAGGAUCCAAAGCAAAUUGCUGAAAAAAGAAUCGGAAAAAGAGUUGCAGAUAUUUACAAGAAUUCUCCAAGAAAAGUCGAUCCGUUCUUUGUAGACAAGGAAGGAAAUUCACCACUUUUCUACGCCGCUCAAUCUUCUUCAAAAGAAGCAGUUAAAUUAUUCAUUGAAUACGGUUGUGAUCCGAAAGUUGAAAAUAAGCGCAGAUAUACAUCAUAUUCCAUCGCCAAACCAGAUAUGUCUAACUAUAUGUACGAAAUAGCUAAUACAGAUGAAAAACAGGAAAUAUUUGACAAAUUAGCCUUCAUUAACCCAUACCACAAUAAAGUUGAGGCAUCGGGAUCCCCAGAGAAGAAGAAUAAAACAGUUACAGUGUACUCUAAAGAGAGUGUUACAAGAUUAGAAUCAAAGAAGUCUCAGAAAUCGCCUAAGGCCAGUCAGUCGCAGGCCAAUGAACCAACACCAAAGAAGUCUCAGGUUCAAACUGCAAGACCGUGGAGAGGAGUUGUUGAAGCUGAAGAAUUCAGACGUGAAACAAGAAUUAACCUCCGCAAGCUUAGAUUAGAGAUGAGAGAAAAGAUUGAUGCACUCAAGAAGUCAAUCCAAGAUAUUGCUGAUGAAAACGAAAUAGAACUUUAA
Molecule: messenger RNA, 1686 nt
Organism: Trichomonas vaginalis G3
Lineage: Eukaryota; Parabasalia; Trichomonadida; Trichomonadidae
Product: spectrin binding
Exons: 1
Coding region: 1-1686 (561 amino acids)
Molecular function (GO): protein binding
Source: RefSeq, a predicted model, not a curated record